AUGGCAAGACCAUUCACCCCUGGAGCACCGCCAAUCCCUGGAGGACUCCCUCCCGACUGGACAGAGCACAAGGAUCCAGUUACUGGGAAAGCCUACUACUACAACAAAGUCACAAAAGAAACGACAUGGGACAAGCCAAAGAGCCUAGCUCCACCGGCAGCUCCGGCAGCACCUGGGGGAGGCUUGCCACCAAACUGGGAAGAGCACAAAGAUCCCUCCACUGGGAAGCCAUUCUACUACAACAAGGUUACCAAAGAGACAUCUUGGGACAAGCCAAAGCCAGCAUUGCCCCCAGCUCCACCAGCACCGGGCGGUUUACCACCGGAUUGGGAGGAGCAUAAGGAUCCAUCCAGUGGCAAGACGUUCUACUACAACAAAACCACACGUGAAACAACAUGGACCAAACCAGGUGGUUCUGGAGCGUCAGGUCUGGUCCUUUUAGCCUUUGAUUUCGAUUGCACUAUCGCUGCACUGCAUUUGUUCGAGUAUUUGUACCGCCGUGGCGGCUGGGAUUGCUCUUCACAAGAGACCGUUCUGCAGCAGCAAUGCUAUGAGGAGCCAGAUUUGCCGCAUCGAAUCUUUGGAGGUCCCUCACGGCUGCAUGACCUGAAGACCUUUUUCGAGACCUUGGUUACACUUGAGCGACAGGUGGUCAUCAUCACCAAUGGCUUUGGUGCUGUGGUUGAAGCUGCCUUGGAGAAAGCGGAUUUGCUCAGAUACUUCUCCGAGGUGAUUGGCCGAGAUCACCCGCUCUCGGCUGCGAAGCAGGCGAUCCUGGUUGAUGAUGAUCCUGCCAAUGUCCUUCCGGCUGCCGAGAUGCGCAUCUGCCGCACGGCCUGGGUGCCGAGACCCACUGGUGGUAUGGACACCAUCAUGCUCAGGCUCAUCCGAGCGGCUGUGGAGGAUGAGACUGGCACUGAAACCAGCAAUCUCUUUCGGGAGGACCUCUCCUUGGUGGUGGGUGCCCCGAGCAUUGCCGGUGCUGCGACCUUGCAUGAUGCCGUGCAAGCGGUCCACAGAAGUGGCCGAUAA
Molecule: messenger RNA, 1032 nt
Organism: Durusdinium trenchii
Lineage: Eukaryota; Dinophyceae; Suessiales; Symbiodiniaceae
Source: the annotation of a GenBank genome assembly